Dreissena polymorpha is the source of this 1888-nucleotide messenger RNA. RefSeq names its product 4-aminobutyrate aminotransferase, mitochondrial-like. The record is from RefSeq and is a predicted model, not a curated record. NCBI's taxonomy places the organism in Eukaryota, Metazoa, Mollusca, Bivalvia, Myida, Dreissenidae. Gene Ontology annotation, biological process: GABA catabolic process. The transcript has 13 exons. The coding region runs from base 258 to 1754 and encodes 498 amino acids. Gene Ontology annotation, cellular component: mitochondrion. Gene Ontology annotation, molecular function: pyridoxal phosphate binding.
UGUCAAUAUAAUUUAGGAAGAAAUGUCCGGGCUGCCACAAUAACGUAGGACCCAUGGUCCAGAUGGUCGAAAUAUUGCAGGAACCAUUUUCCGAGGGAACCAAUAUUCAAACAUACAAGCUGAGAAUAUACAUACUUACUAUCUCGUGUUGGCGAGUAUAUUAAACCAAUUUAUGCAACAGCAUUGUAGGGGCUUAUAACGUGAGUUUGCAAUUACAAGCAAUAUAUGCAAUCGUCGGAAAUAUUAUUGUCUUCACGAUGAUACAAAGAAAAGUAGCACGUCUGGCUCGGAAUGCCAAAUCCUUGUUAAACUCGGGUAAAUGGCGGCCUUUAACAACUUCUGCCGGAAUUGAGUACCAGAACGAACCUCCGGGGCCGAUAGUAGUAACUGAAAUACCUGGUCCCCAAUCCCGUAAGCUCCAGUCCGACUUGGACGCCAUUCAGAAUGCGUCAAUGGUUCAGUUCUUCUGCGACUAUGACGUCAGUCGCGGCAACUACCUCGCUGACGUCGACGGCAACGUAAUGUUGGACUUGUUCACGCAGAUUUCGUCACUUCCGCUUGGUUACAACCACCCUGCGAUGACUUCAGUAUUGAAAGACCCUUCGAACUGGUCAACGUUUGUGAAUCGCCCUGCGUUAGGUUAUUUCCCUCCCGCCAACUGGGUGAACCGGCUACAAUCCGCUCUCGUAUCGGUGGCGCCUCCUGGGAUGAAGCACGUGCAGACCAUGGCUUGUGGGUCCUGCUCGGUAGAACAUGGUCUUAAAGCGUUAUUUCUUAAAUAUGCGCGCGACCGCCGUGAGGGGCGACUAUACACUCAAGAGGAGAUCGACUCGUGCAUGUGGAACCAGCCUCCUGGCUCUCCGAAACUCACCGUGCUCUCCUUUCACAACGGUCUGCACGGCCGGACAAUGGCCUGCCUCGGCCUGACUCACUCAAAAUGGCAGAUGAAGAUAGAUAUGCCGGCGCCCGACUGGCCGAUAGCGCGAUUUCCGGCCCUCCGGUAUCCGCUCGAGGAUUACGUGAGCGAGAACACGGCCGAGGAGCACAGCUGCCUGGCGGAAGUGGAGGAGCGCAUCGACGCCUGGAACCGGAAGGAGAUGCCGGUGGCGGCGGUGGUGGUAGAGCCGAUUCAGGCGGAAGGCGGCGACAAUCAUGCGACGGCGGCGUUCUUUCAGGUUCUGAGAGAUAUUACAAAGAAGCGCAACAUCGGCCUAUUGAUAGACGAGGUGCAAACCGGAUGUGGCCCCACGGGACUCUUCUGGGCGCACGAGCACUUCCGGUUGAGCGACACACCGGAUGUGGUAACCUUUAGCAAGAAGAUGCUCACCGGAGGUUUCUAUUGCAAAAAGUCUUUUAAGCCUAUUGAGAGUAACCGGAUAUUCAACACGUGGGUGGGAGACCCCAGCAAGGUUCUGUUGCUAGAGGCGGUCGUCAAGGUGAUACGAGAGCAGGGUCUCGUGGAGAGGACCAGGGUCACCGGCGAGUACCUGCUCACGGGACUCCGGCAAAUGCAGGAUAAGUACCCGGGAAUUCUAACCAAAGCACGAGGACUGGGGACGUUUUGUGCAAUUGAUUUCCACAACACGGAGUCCCGGGACAGCCUCGUGUUCAAGCUGAGACAGAGAGGAGUCCAUACGGGUACAUGCGGAUCGGUGACCUUGAGAUUACGUCCAUCAUUGAUCUUCCAAACUCGUCACGUUGAUCUAUUUUUAGAACAUUUCCAGACAGUACUUGAGACUAUGCCUACGAAAUAGGGUUGAUUUGACAUUAUUUGGCUAUCAGAUAACAAAUUACCCAUAAUCCGCAAUAUGACAUGUGUGUGGAAAGGAAACUGUCUUUUUAUAUUCAUAAUCUUUUAUAAAAGUGUAUAAAAUGAUACCUCAUUGCC